Molecule: messenger RNA, 743 nt
Organism: Myotis brandtii (Brandt's bat)
Lineage: Eukaryota; Metazoa; Chordata; Mammalia; Chiroptera; Vespertilionidae
Gene: CUNH1orf210
Product: chromosome unknown open reading frame, human C1orf210
Exons: 3
Coding region: 367-708 (113 amino acids)
Source: RefSeq, a predicted model, not a curated record
CACCCCUUCCUCUCAGGAUCCCAACUGCACCAGCCCACCCGCCUCUCCCCAGUAGUGGGGGUGGGGGUGAGGCCAGUGCCAUAAGGUUCUCCGCAAAAGCUUGGGAAGACUAGUUAGUCCUCCCGGUUGUGGGCGUUGCCUGCUGCCCAGCCCUCCGCCCUCACCUGCAGCUUCAGCCCCACCAGGGGCGUCCCCAGGUGAGUCAAGCCCCGCCCACUGUCUGCCGGCCCCAGCCGGAAGCUUCCUCCACGGAGUGUGCACAGUUCCUACAGGAUCUGUGCCCCAGGGCUGCCUAUCACCUGGGAUCUGCUUGGAGCCAGGGCUCUUCUGGCCAAGCCAAGGCUCACGGUGUCUUCCAGCUACUCCAUGAGUGACACAAACCAAACCAUUGUGGGACCCUCGGAGCUCCCCACGCUAUCAGCCAUGACCCCUGGGCCAGGCUCUGGGGCCCGGGCAUGGCCUGUGCUGGUGGGGGUUGUGCUGGGAGCUGUGGUCCUCUCUCUCCUCAUUGCACUUGCUGCCAAAUGCCACCUCUGCCGCAAAUACCGCCUCAGCUAUCAGCAUCGCCCACUGCCCGGGACAAGGAAGGGGAUCUGUCCGGAGGCCGGUGAAGAUGAGGAUGAUGAUGGUUUCAUUGAGGACAAUUACAUUCAGCCUGGGGCCAGCGAGCUGGGGACAGAAGGUAGCAGGCACCAUUUCUCCCUCUGAGCCACGACCUUUGCACACCCUUUGCCUGACAGCUU